AUGCCGUGGUGGUGGCGGCUUCUGCUAGGGCUCUGGACAGUCAUGCCCAUCUGGAGUGGGGACAAGCUGCUGAAUGUCUGCAUGAACACCAAACACCACAAGAGAGAGCCUGGCCCAGAAGACAAGCUCUAUGAGGAGUGCAUCCCCUGGAAGGACAAUGCAUGCUGCACUGCCCACACCAGCUGGGAGGCCCACCUGGAAGCAUCCCCACUCCACAACUUCAGCUUGACUCACUGUGGACUUCUGACCCCUAGUUGUCAGAAGCACUUCAUCCAGACCCUCUGCUUCUAUGAGUGCUCCCCAAACCUGGGGCCUUGGAUCCGCCAGGUGGACCCACGUGGGCAGGGAGAGUGCAUUGUGAACGUGCCGCUGUGCUGGGAGGACUGUGAGCGGUGGUGGACUGAUUGCCGCACGUCUUACACGUGCAAGUCCAACUGGAAGGGCGGCUGGGUCUGGAGUCAGGGGAAGAACCGCUGCCCUGCAGGGGCUCACUGCCACCCGUUCCCUCAUUACUUCCCUACCCCGGCUGACCUGUGUGAGAAGAUUUGGAACUACUCUUACAAGGCUAGCCCGGAGCGCCGUGGCAGUGGGCACUGUAUCCAGACGUGGUUUGAGCCUGCUCAGGGCAACCCCAAUGUGGCUGUGGCUCGCCUCUUCACCAGCCCUGCCCCAUCCUGGAAAGUAUCCUACCCACUCUUGCUCUUCUCUGUUCUUGCCAUUCCAUUCCUGAGAGUCCCUUGUCUCCCACCAACCCCCACAUGCUCCCACCAGCUCUGGGCCAGACCAUAG
Messenger RNA from Chrysochloris asiatica (Cape golden mole), 789 nucleotides. It is a transcript of the gene IZUMO1R, whose product is annotated as folate receptor 4, delta (putative). The coding region runs from base 1 to 789 and encodes 262 amino acids. Gene Ontology annotation, cellular component: external side of plasma membrane. Gene Ontology annotation, molecular function: signaling receptor activity. Gene Ontology annotation, biological process: sperm-egg recognition; fusion of sperm to egg plasma membrane involved in single fertilization; cell adhesion. The transcript has 4 exons. The record is from RefSeq and is a predicted model, not a curated record. NCBI's taxonomy places the organism in Eukaryota, Metazoa, Chordata, Mammalia, Afrosoricida, Chrysochloridae.